AAGCAGCAAGAGGAAGAAGCUAAACAGAAAAUGGAAGUGCAGAAGAUGAUGAUGAGGGAUUCGAGCAACAACAGUAAAGAUGAUGCAGACUAUCUUCCGGGGUAUCGCUUUCAUCCCACUGAUGAAGAACUUGUGGGCUUUUACCUCAAGAGGAAGGUGGAGAACAAACCUAUUCGUCUCGAGCUCAUCAAACUUAUUGACGUCUACAAAUACGAUCCAUGGGAUCUUCCAAAAGCUAGUGGUUUAGUUUGGGAGAAGGAGUGGUACUUCUUUUGCCGAAGGGGAAAGAAAUACAGAAAUAGCAUAAGACCUAAUAGAGUCACAAAAUCUGGGUUUUGGAAAGCCACCGGCAUUGACAAACCUAUAUAUUCAGUUGGAGGAGAAUCCCACACUUGCAUUGGCUUAAAGAAAUCCCUAGUAUACUAUAGAGGAAGUGCCGGAAAGGGUACCAAAACGGAUUGGAUGAUGCAAGAGUUUCGUCUUCCAAAUACUAACGCAAUCACUAAUGCUCAUUCUAGUAUCAAGGACAUCACUGAAGAAGCUGAAGUUUGGACCCUUUGCAGGAUCUUAAAACGUAAUAAUUCUUCUAGAAAGUAUGAAACAAAUUGGCAAAAGACAACUUCCAAGCUGCUCAGUGCAGCUGACUCAAGUUCCAAAACAUGCAGUACUGACUCAGAUGGAAGUCUUGGACGUGCUUCGGCUGCCCAGAAGAAUGAUCAACUUGAAAAGAGCAGUACUCCUCGUUUUAACAAUAAUCAUCUGUGCAACGGAAACAAUCAACUCUCAGCAAGCCAGAAGCUGGCUUUAAAAGAUGAAGUAAUUGAUCCAACGAUGAACUCAUACAUAAACUUUUGGAAUCCAAAUGACUAUGAGAUGCUAAGAUCAGAUAAUCCCAACUGGGAUGAGCUGAGUCCAAUGAUCGAUUGCGUUCUAAAUCCCUCCCCACUAUAUCGAUCCGUUUAGAAAUCAGACAGAUGGGAAUUAUGUUCUCUAACUAUUGGAGCAUUGUGCAGUGCAUUGAGUUAUUUAUGAGCUUCAAGGUUAUUGAGGCAAUGUUGCAGUGAGGCAGGGGAUGCAAGCAUAGCUGCAGACCCUCUUCAUAAUGGUUGUGGUUAUUGGAAUAAUUGAUGUAGCAGACAGUGAUGUAGGGCUGCAGUGAUGCAGGGCAAGGACUGCAGGGUCGUGCAGGCAGUGAUGCAUGGCUGCAGGAAAGGGCUGCAGGGUCUGCAGCUGUGUGGUCGUUUGGUUCUAUAAGUGUCGUUUCCAGUUAAGUGAAGAAUGAUCGUUUCCACAUGUUCAUGUUGUUGGAGCUCUUCAAGCUGCAUUUAAUGCUGGAUCAUGGCUGAAGAUUUGCGCAAAUCUUGAAUCACUGUCUCUCCAUCCUUUCUUUUCUCCUUAAUUUAGGGAACAAGCUAAUGUAAAUUGUCUUUGCUUUUUACUGUUUGGUAGUUUGUUAGCUUUAUUUUUGCUUGUUAUAUUAGUCUUCUAUUGUUCCUUGUAAAACUCAACUGAAUGAAAUACAUUUGGAAA
Argentina anserina (silverweed cinquefoil) is the source of this 1530-nucleotide messenger RNA. Its product is annotated as transcription factor JUNGBRUNNEN 1-like. The record is from RefSeq and is a predicted model, not a curated record. Lineage: Eukaryota; Viridiplantae; Streptophyta; Magnoliopsida; Rosales; Rosaceae. The transcript has 3 exons. Gene Ontology annotation, biological process: regulation of DNA-templated transcription. Gene Ontology annotation, molecular function: DNA binding. The coding region runs from base 31 to 963 and encodes 310 amino acids.